Molecule: messenger RNA, 2901 nt
Organism: Onychostoma macrolepis
Lineage: Eukaryota; Metazoa; Chordata; Actinopteri; Cypriniformes; Cyprinidae
Gene: fbln5
Product: fibulin 5
Exons: 11
Coding region: 750-2168 (472 amino acids)
Molecular function (GO): calcium ion binding
Source: RefSeq, a predicted model, not a curated record
ACAAUAUGCACUAACUAGUUUAUUUUAUAUAAAUACAUGUUCUGUCUGUCUUUUACACACCUAUAAUCAGAAUUUUAUGUCCUUAAAGUAACUAUUUUUUACUUUGCCAACAGCCUAAACGACUCUAAUAUUUCAUAGUGAUGAUGGUUGAAGGGGUCUGUCUGACGUGAGGACUCCACACCAUAACGGACAGUAGCCUCCUCUAAAUUUAAGCAGGCUGCUGAGCCUUACAAUUUAAUUAUGCGUCAUUUUAUAGAUUCUCUGCUCGGUUUUCCUCACUGCCUCCUUCCUUCUCCUCGUUUGGGUCUGUGGCAGCUCCCUGUGCGCGCUUUCGUUCCAAAGGGGGCUGUCUGUCUUUGAUGGGAUCCAGCUGUUGGCCAAGUGCUCUGGGGGCCCGUUUAUUUGCAUUGCUAAACAAUCCGUGGAGUGGGCCGAGUACGGAGAAAUACAGCAAGUUUUCUCUUUUUUAUAUAGUAAGACCCUCCUCUUACUAUUGGCCAAUGUUCUCACACGUUCCUGCCAUCGGUCGACAGGACGGCCGCAUCGGGUGACCAAAGCCAAGUGUCUCGACAUUCAAGUGAACGCGCGUACGCGGAGGGAGCGCUUUGGGCACUUCAUUUUGCGCUUUGGGUCCUGCGAGCCCGUAAAGGUAGUAAAACCACAAAGAUCAACUCGUUUCCUACAGCGAGGGGUUUACGGGUCGGCGGUGUGACGUUCUUUCCAAGGGAACCACAAGGAUCCACAUAAACAUGUUAUUUGAACUACGUGGCUUGAGUUGGUCGACCAACAAAAGAAUGUUGUCCGUUUUAAUAAGUAUCAUAUGCUGCAUUCACUCCGGGAAAAGUCAGACUUGCACAGAUGGAUUUACUUAUGACCGCCGUGCCAGACAGUGUAUCGACAUUGAUGAGUGCCGGACACUUCCAGACCCGUGUCGGGGUGACAUGCAGUGUGUAAAUCAGAAUGGUGGAUACCUUUGCAUCCCCCGCGGACUCUACUCCCAAUCCUAUGUCCGAAACAGUCCACGUUCCUAUCCCGAAGAGUCCUACCCUGACAGAUCGUUGGGAUACUCUGAACCAUUAAUUCCUAACAUUCCUCCUGUUGGAGCAGGUCCUGGUCCAGGCCCCGGUCCAAGCUACCCAAUAGUGAGCCGGUCCACUCCCUGCAUCCUUGGAUAUACACUUGGUGCCGAUGGCACUUGUGUUGAUGUUGACGAAUGUGAGGCAGAGUCACACCAGUGUAACCCGACUCAGGUGUGUAUAAAUACAGCUGGUGGAUAUACCUGCUCAUGUACUGAAGGCUACUGGCUGGUGGGUGGACAGUGCCAAGACAUUGAUGAGUGUCGCUAUGGUUACUGCCAGCAGCUGUGCGCUAAUAUCCCUGGCUCAUAUUCCUGCUCCUGUAGCCCUGGAUUCCUUCUUAAUACUGAUAGCAGGACAUGCCAAGAUGUGGAUGAGUGUGAGACAAACCCAUGCUCACACGGCUGUUUGAACACAUACGGCUCAUUCAUGUGCACCUGUGAUGAGGGCUUCGAGCUCGCUUCUGAUGGGACCACCUGCAAUGAUCUGGAUGAGUGCAGUUUCUCAGACUUCCUUUGUCAGCACACGUGUGUGAACACACCAGGAUCAUUCUCCUGCAUUUGUCCACCUGGAUAUUACGUGUAUGAGGAUGGAAGGAGCUGUGAAGACCUCAAUGAAUGUGAGUCUGGUAACAACACCUGUACAACAGCACAAGUGUGUUUCAAUUUCCAGGGAGGUUACACAUGUCUGGACCCUCUUAGAUGUGAUCCACCUUACAUAGAGCUCAGUGACAAUCAGUGCAUGUGCUCUGCGGAGAAUCCCGCUUGUCGGGAACGACCCUUCACUAUUCUGUACAGGCAUAUGGAUUUGUCUUCUGGCCGCAGUGUUCCUGCCGAUAUAUUUCAAAUGCAGGCCACCACACGUUACCCUGGAGCAUUUUACAUCUUUCAGAUCAAGUCUGGCAACGAGGGGCGAGAGUUUUACAUGCGGCAAACCAGUAAUAUCAGUGCAACUUUGGUUCUGGCCCGGCCCAUUAAAGGACCGAAGACCAUCGUUCUAGAUCUAGAGAUGGUUACCGUUAACAACGUCAUCAACUUCCGAGGCAGUUCAAUCAUCCGCCUCACAAUAUUUGUCUCUGAACAUCCAUUCUGAGGCUUUACAAAUGAACCUCUGACCUCUCACCUCUUCAUGGCCCCAUACCUCUAUCUUGGACUCCCUGUUACUGCACUAACCGUCAGGCAGCUGCAUUUCUUCAUUUUGUUUGUUCUGUGGAUCUGGACUCUCAAUUGGUCAUCACCCUCUCUGUCUGCUCUCUAGUGGGUGGAGCUUGUGCUGAUGUCUGAUAUUUCACAAUGCAGGUUUUUCAUUAGGCUGCCUGGCUGUCAUUGUCGUCUGCAGUCACACGCAUGUACCCGUACACAGAAGAAUAUUUAUGUUGUGUUUUUUCUUGUUUGUUCUACAUUUCCCAUUGUGCUUUUUCUUGCCACAAUUGCAGAUCCUUAAGUGUCUUGUUUUUUUGUUUUUUUUGUUUUUUGUAAAGCUGGAUUUGUUUUUCUACUUUUAGUGGCACCUGUGUCACAUUUUCUCACUGUGAAUGUGAGUAUUUGAGUGCCGCUUUCAUUUGUUCUUGACCUUUGAUGACCCCAAGCAGUGAGAGAGCUGCCAGGCUUGCACAUGCUACAAAAUCCCAUUUUUGAAAAUGUUCUAAAUAUCUCUGACAGGAGUCUGCAGCGCACCUUCCGCACCUGUUUCCCAGGGAAGUCUAAAAAAACGUCUUUAUUUUGGCUCAGAAUUUCUUAUUGAAUCUGUGCGGAAUCUCCUCUGUGUAUCUGUUUUUAUUUGACAGGUAAAGAGAGCCUGGUCAAUCAAUAAACACAAAUUUGAU